Messenger RNA from Brenthis ino (lesser marbled fritillary), 234 nucleotides. The record is from the annotation of a GenBank genome assembly. Lineage: Eukaryota; Metazoa; Arthropoda; Insecta; Lepidoptera; Nymphalidae.
AUGGCGGCUGGGCGAAGGAGUGCGAGGGACGGCCUGCGUUCAACGAACGUCCGCGGACCGGCACGGACUCAAGGUCGCCGUUCGCCGCGCCGCUCUCAGUCGCCUAUUGUAUACACGCCGCCGCCGCCGCCACCGCUGCCGCCGUGGCCCCACUGCAAACUGCAGCGUGCAGUGACGCGCAAUCAUUCGUAUCUUACGUACACUUUCUUAUUUUCAAUUGUACCGUUACAUAUU